Molecule: messenger RNA, 486 nt
Organism: Tilletiaria anomala UBC 951
Lineage: Eukaryota; Fungi; Basidiomycota; Exobasidiomycetes; Georgefischeriales; Tilletiariaceae
Exons: 1
Coding region: 115-450 (111 amino acids)
Source: RefSeq, a predicted model, not a curated record
UAGGGACGGCUGCUCCCACGUGUGCAUACACUACUGCUACAAACUGUGCAUUGGGUGGGGGCCAUUGUCGUCAAGCACCUCGGUCCAUCAGCAUGUUCCAUAUCCGCCCGUCGCAUGUCCAGACUGAGAGCGUUGCCACGCCGCCUGCUCUCUGAGUUGCGCUACAGCAGCAAAGCCAGUAAGUGGAAGGGUGCACAGUGUUGGAGAGUGGAGACGCGCCGCUCUGGGCUGUGGGGACUCCCUGUAUGUGGUAUGGUGCCAUGGAGCCAGCCAACGACCGCUGGCGAGAUGGGCUGUACUGUUCCGCCACGCUUGUUGGUAGUCGUGUGCUUUGAGACGAUGUUUUUUUUCGUUCUCCAAAAGUGGAUGGCUGUGAAACUGCGAGACGUGAGACGACAGUUGGUUAGCCCAGGCAGUCGGAGGCCAAAAGCAGUCAGCAGACCGUGGUGAGGGUAUAAGGGCAGGGCAAUGCGGCACAGCCCCUAA